Messenger RNA from Musa acuminata AAA Group (dessert banana), 1718 nucleotides. RefSeq lists its product as uncharacterized. NCBI's taxonomy places the organism in Eukaryota, Viridiplantae, Streptophyta, Magnoliopsida, Zingiberales, Musaceae. Bases 266 to 1480 code for a protein of 404 amino acids. The record is from RefSeq and is a predicted model, not a curated record. The transcript is spliced from 10 exons.
GUGUCGAUUCGUUUUCACCUCUCCCUUUCUGCUGCCGCUGCUUCUUCUCCUUCGGUCUCUUCUAUCCUCUUCUUCUCUCCCUUUCUGCUGCUGCUGCUUCUCCUUCGGUCUCUUCUAUCGGUCGUCUGUCCUCGAACCAUGGAGAAAUGCAUUACCUAUUUGGAACAUGUCAAGUUAUGGAGAAUUUGUUAGAGUGGCAUACAUAUUUAUCAUGUCUGUACCAGUGAAUCAGAUGGACUGAGUAGAACGAAUGCAAUGAACUGAGAUGGCAACCUCACAGGACCCGCAGAUGGUAGCAGAAAUGCAACCAUCGUCACAGGAUUCACAUGACAUACGAAAUAACCAUCAAAAUACUUUAGUUACUGAGGCGGCGUCAGGACAAGAUCCAGGUUCAUCAACCUUUGCAGAUAGUAAAAGCAAAAAGGUUUCUCAUGCAGACAUUGAACUUGUCCAAAAUCUGAUAGAACGCUGUCUGCAACUGUAUAUGAACAAAGGGGAGGUGGUUAGGACCUUGUCUAACCGAGCUAGGAUAGAACCUGGUUUUACUGCACUUGCUAUUGGUACGGUACGUACUGAGCUGUAUCGAGUCAUAUCAAGCAUAUCAACAUACGAUACAUGGGAGGCGCGCCAAUGUGCCACUUGUACAGGUCUCCUGUUGGACCGGUACAUACUGCCUAUAUCGAGUGUGUGGCAGAAACUAGAAGAAGAGAACCCUGAAUUCUUUAGAGCUUACUACAUAAGGCUAAAGCUGAAGAAACAAAUUAUUUUGUUUAAUCAGUUGUUGGAGCACCAAUACCAUCUGAUGAAGUAUCCUAUCCCUUUUAAAGUUCCACUGGUCCCGAUGCAAAAUGGAAUUCAUCCAGUGCAUGUUAACAAUUUACCUAUGGGGUACCCAGUUCUUCAGCCUCAGAUUCUAACUACAGGUCAGCUUCAUGUUGAUCCUAUGGCUUGUGGAUUGUCCGACUAUCAUGUAGUCAAUGGAAUUCCUGCUCCAGGCAGUUCCCAUCCCAUCCGCAUGAAUACUGGAAAUGAUGACACAUCUGAAGCAGCUCCUUUAGCACCUCAAUGCAGUACAAUGUCACCCAUGUCAGAGAUGGCUGUGACUUCUGCAUCAGUAGAAAGCAAUCAAUUUUCAUUCACUCCGUCUGAGAUAACUAUGGGAAUGGAUGCAUCAGCCAUCGAUACAACCUUCACACCUGAUGUUUUCAAUACCGGAGGAUUGCAACUAGGUGCAGAUGGUGUUACGUCCUCAAGAGACUCCAUCAGGUCUUUAGGACAGCUUUGGAACUUCAGUCUUUCAGAUCUAACGGCAGACAUGACAAAUUUAGGAGAUUUUGGAGCUUUGGGUGGCUACUCUGGCUCUCCAUUCCUGCCAUCUGACUCAGACAUAUUGCUCGACUCCCCGGACCAGGAUGAUUUAGUUGAGUACUUUGCUGAUUCUAUCACUGGGAAAUGCGCGCAGUCAAAUGAAGAUAAAUGAAUCAUGGGCAUGAGUAAGGCCUCCUGCAAGUGGACUACCCACACCACAAAUAGGCUGUAAGAGUAGCACAUUGCUGGUUCUCAAACAGCUGUUAAUGGCUAAAAAUUAAUGUAUCUGGAUAGUUGCUGUAUUUUACUGGCCUAUGUUUCAUAUGACCAGGUUGACAGCAGGUUGUUGUUGGUUCUAUUGUUAAUAGAUAUUGACAUGGAAAUGAGUAUAUAUUUGUAAAGCUUGUCUA